Messenger RNA from Brassica napus (rape), 1503 nucleotides. RefSeq names its product dof zinc finger protein DOF5.6. Lineage: Eukaryota; Viridiplantae; Streptophyta; Magnoliopsida; Brassicales; Brassicaceae. Gene Ontology annotation, biological process: regulation of DNA-templated transcription. Gene Ontology annotation, molecular function: DNA binding; DNA-binding transcription factor activity. The record is from RefSeq and is a predicted model, not a curated record. The transcript has 2 exons. Bases 266 to 1288 code for a protein of 340 amino acids.
AUUGUAAGUGUGAACUAACUUAACUAAGUUGUAUAGUAGAAGUGGUUUGUUGAGUGGAGACAGCAAUCCCGAGGCGAAGAAUGGUCCUCUUCUUGCUUCCUUCUUAUUCACAUCCCAACCCCCAAACUCUUCCAUGCCUCAUCUCCUCUCUCUUUCUCUUCUCUCUCUAGAUUUUUUUCAUAAACUUUUUUUUUUUUUGGUAAUCAGAUUUUUUUCAUAAACUUGUCUUAAAGUUCUCACUCUCCUCAAUCAAAACAAACGCAAAAUGGGUCUCACUUCUCUUCAAGCUUGCAUGGAUUCUGAUUGGCUCCAGGAAGCUGAGUCAUCAGGAGGAAGCAUGUUAGACUCUACAACAACUUCUCCAUCAGCAGCCGACAUACUAGCUGCUUGCAGCACUAGACCACAAGCCUCAGCCAUGGCUGUAGCAGCGGCGGCUAUGAUGGACGGUGGAAGGAGGCUGCGUCCACCUCACGACCAUCCUCAAAAGUGUCCUCGUUGUGAGUCAACACAUACUAAGUUCUGUUACUACAAUAACUAUAGCCUCUCUCAGCCUCGUUACUUCUGCAAAACUUGUCGCCGUUACUGGACCAAAGGCGGCACAUUAAGGAAUAUUCCGGUCGGUGGUGGCUGCCGCAAAAACAAGAAACCCUCUUCCUCAAAUUCACCAUCCUCCAAAAAACCUAACAUUGUUACGAGUGACCUUAUGGCUUUAGCCCAUUCUCACCAAAACUACCAAAAUGCCUCUCUAGGGUUUCAACAUUUUGGUGGGAAUGGGAUGAUGGGGUCUUACACAGCUCCUGAUCAUAGUAACGUUGGUUACUUGGAGAGCAAGUAUGGCGGUUUGCUUUCACAGAGCCCUAGACCUAUUGAUUUCUUGGACAGUAAGUUUGAUCUCAUGGGAGUGAACAAUAACAAUCUGGUCAUGGUUGAUCAUGGAAGUAACGGAGAUCAUCAUCACAAUCUUCACAAUAAUGUUGGUGGUGGUGGUCUCAUGGAUAUCUCUGCAUGCCAGAGACUUAUGCUAUCUAAUUAUGACCAUCAUCAUUACAAUCAUCAUGAAGAUAAUCAAAGGGUAACAUCAAUAAUGGAUGUGAAGCCAAGUCCAAAGCUGUUAUCGCUUGAUUGGCAACAAGAGCAAGGCUACUCGGAAGGUAGCGGCAACGGAGGCGGAGGGAGAUCUGACGGUGGUGGAUACGGUGGUGGCGGUUAUAUCAACGGCUUAGGUUCGUCGUGGAAUGGUUUGAUGAAUGGCUAUGGAUCGUCCACUAAAACAAACUCCCUGGUUUAAUAAAUUACUAUCAGAACUUUUUUUCUUGUCGUCAACAACUAGUAGUAAUAAUAUGUACUAGUAGAGAAGCAACUAAAUUAUAUAUGGGUUUGUUUGAGUAAUCUUGAUUAGAGGAUUCAGAUAUAUUUAUAGUUUUGUGUGUUGGUGUUACUGUGGACGUCCUUGAUGUGUAAUGUUUCUUGAUAUAUAAAUAGCGCUCAUUCUAUUUUUGGUAA